CCGGGACUUUCAAAAUGGCAGCCUCCAUAGCGAAGAAAUUAUUUUCAAAGUCGUUUCAAAAACAGGUAUGUGCAAGAUGCUUUACUAGUUCGGCUGUAUCAUACAGAGAGCAUGAGGGUAAACAAGCCAAAUUUUUCCCUGUUAAGGAUAUGCCCAUGCUACCCGAUGGAACUUUUAAAGGUAAAACUGCAUUUGUUACCGGAGGGGGCACUGGGCUUGGCAAGGGAAUGACAACGCUCUUGUCUAAGCUUGGAUGUAAUGUUGCAAUAGCCAGUAGGAAGAUUGAUGUCUUACAGAAAACUGCACAAGAAAUAACAGAACAGACAGGGAAUAAAGUGGCUGCUAUUCAAUGUGACAUCAGAAAUCCUUUGGCUGUUCGAGACGCUGUUAGUGACUGUAUCGAUACAUUCGGCCUACCCAAUAUAGUGAUUAACAAUGCGGCGGGGAAUUUUAUCUCCCCAUCUGAAAGGUUAUCAGCAAAUGCGUGGAGGACAAUAACCGAUAUAGUACUUAAUGGAACUGCCUUUGUUACGCUUGAGAUUGGAAAACGAUGUAUUUCCUCAUCACAAGGAUGCUCAUUUCUGAAUAUUACCACCACAUAUGCUGAGAGUGGAUCAGGUUUCACAGUGCCCAGUGCAGCUUCUAAGGCAGGUGUAGAGGCAAUGUCAAAGUCUUUGGCUGCAGAAUGGGGACGCUAUGGGUUGAGAUUCAACUGCAUACAGCCUGGCCCUAUAUAUACAAAGGGUGCAUUCAGUCGACUGGACCCCACUGGGUCAUUCCAGAAACAAGCCUAUGAUGUUAACCCAACUGGAAGACUGGGUGACGUAGCUGAGAUAUCAAACCUUGCAUCAUAUCUAGUCAGUGACUUCGCAUCAUGGAUCAAUGGAGCGGUGAUAAGAUUUGAUGGUGGAGAAUAUGUGAGCAUGGCAGGAGAAUUUAACAAACUGACAUCAGUGUCAAAGGAGGAAUGGGAUAUGAUGGAAAACAUGAUCCGUAAAACUAAAGGCUCAUGA
Owenia fusiformis is the source of this 1013-nucleotide messenger RNA. Lineage: Eukaryota; Metazoa; Annelida; Polychaeta; Sabellida; Oweniidae. The record is from the annotation of a GenBank genome assembly.